This is a messenger RNA of Lepisosteus oculatus (spotted gar), 4687 nucleotides long. RefSeq names its product inositol polyphosphate phosphatase-like 1b (gene inppl1b). NCBI's taxonomy places the organism in Eukaryota, Metazoa, Chordata, Actinopteri, Semionotiformes, Lepisosteidae. Gene Ontology annotation, molecular function: inositol-polyphosphate 5-phosphatase activity; protein binding. Gene Ontology annotation, biological process: negative regulation of insulin-like growth factor receptor signaling pathway; regulation of immune response; phosphatidylinositol dephosphorylation. Gene Ontology annotation, cellular component: cytosol. The record is from RefSeq and is a predicted model, not a curated record.
CUGUUCUUUUAAAAAGCUGCGUCCUAAGUGACGUCUCCAGGACUGGUAGGAUGGGCUUUGCAUAGAAAGUUUUUUUUCUUCCUAGCGGGUUGUUUGGGUCUGCUCUUUCGCUUUGCUGCAAAAGAAGAGCCUCGUUUCUUUUCUUGAUUCAGCUGCUGCCUCGGGCAGCCCUACGAAUUGAGGGGACGAGAUGCAAAUUCGGAUGGAUGGCAACAGUUCCCCUAAAUAAAAAACCUGCACCUGCGCUCCGUCGUGGGCUGGCGUAGGAGAGUCCCGACGCCGGCUGAGAGGUGCAGCUCUCGUCUGGGAGCAGAUCAAUCCAAAGACAAGGGCUGCUGUCUGGAUCGGAGUCAUUUUGCUUUGUCUUCCCUGCGUGCUUUGCACUGCAUUGUCUCGUAGUGAGUGAAGAUGGCUGAUGAUGUAUAAGUGGUUUCCUCUGUCACUCAGCGGAUGCUAACCAGCGCCGGUACCCAGGAACACAGUGCCAUUUGGGCUCAGGAGUUUGGGUCCUCGUGGGAGACACGAGUCCAGUGGGUUCUCAGGAGUGUUGCGUCUCGCUGCUUCACGGGGGGUCCCGGAUGGAGAUCCCUCUCAGCGGCUGCUGCAAACCGAGAGAGCCUCCCGGUCCUGCUCCAGACCUGUCUAGCCUGCAUCUCUAGUGGGUAUUGCCAUGGCGAUGGCAGCGUGGUACCACCGGGACAUCAGUCGGGUGCAGGCAGAGGACCUGCUGGCCAGGGCAGGGAGAGACGGUAGCUUCCUGGUGCGGGACAGCGAGUCAGUGCCUGGAGCCUACGCCCUCUGUCUGCUUUUCCAGCGUCAUGUCCACACUUACCGAAUCCUGCCUGACGAGGAGGGACUGCUGGCAGUUCAGACGUCCCAGGGGGUGCAGGCGAACUGUUUCCGGACGCUGGCGGACCUGGUGUUGGGGUACCAGCAGCCCCACAAGGGCCUGGUGACCCCACUGCGGUACCCCGUGCUGCGCGAGGCUGAGUCAGGGAACGAGGGCUCAGACGGUGAAGAUGAGAAGCCUGGUGUGGUCAGGAGUCAGAGCCCAGCGCAGGCCACAGCCAGCUCAGCAGCCACAGCUUCCUGCCCCAGCCUACCGGGCCCCCACCUCCUCUUCCUCCAGAGACUGCAGGACUCCUGUACUGGCAGUGUGUCGAGGGAUGUGAUUGGCCCGCUGAGCGAGUACCUGCGGAAUGAGAUGCUGCUGGACCUGGACGGGCUGCGCAAGGGGGGGUCCAGCCUGCUCUUCUUCAACAGGACACUGAGCAGUGCUUGCCAGGGUCUGCACAGUGAGAUUGACCUGACCCUUUCCAGUCUGGAGACGCUGGCCAAAGUGUUUGACCAUCCCAGCUGCCCCCUCACCUCCUCCAGGUCACAGGGUACAGGAAAGGGGGGAGACUUGGAUCUGGAUAGCCUGAUCUGUAAGAUUUCAGCCCUGUGCAGCCUGCUUUCGUCCCUGGAAAAGAAGGUGCUGAAGGCUCUGCAGGAGGCAGUGUCCAAUCACAACCUGGCCUCGCAGGCGGCCCCGCCCCCCGAGCCAGCCCCGCCCACAGCCGUCCACACCUUCCAGGUGAAGGUGGUGCACUGCGGCAGACAGGCCCUGCUGGUGGACGUGGACGCCGGCCUGCUGGUGUUUGACAAAAAGCCUGGAGUCGGCUGUGAGGAGAGAGUACCGCAUGACAAGAUUCUGCAGCUGGUGAAGCUCCAGAGCGCCCCCACCAGGCUGCGGAUGGUGCUGGCCGGCCACAGGACGUCCCAGAGGGAGAUAGUGUUCGAGAGCGCACGGAAACGGGAGGCCUUCUGCCAGCUGCUGCAGCUGAUGAAGAUGAGGCACUCCCCGCAGAGUGAGCCCGACGUCAUCUCUGUCUUCGUGGGCACCUGGAACAUGGGCGGCUCCCCGCCCCCCAGCCCUCUGCUGUCCUGGGUGUCCUGCUCCGGCCUGGGCCGAGUUCCGGACGAGUCGACGGCGGCGCUGCCUCACGAUGUCUACGCCAUCGGCACUCAGGAGAACCCGCAGGGGGAGAGGGAGUGGGCCGAGCAGCUGAAGGCCACGCUGAAGACCCUGACCCACAUCGACUACAAGAUGGUGGCGCUGCAGUCCCUGUGGAAUAUCAGGCUGGCAGUGUUUGUGAAACCAGAGCAUGAGAACCGCAUCAGCCAUGUCAGUACGGCGGGCGUGAAGACUGGCCUGGGCAACACGCUAGGGAACAAGGGCGCGGUGGGCGUUUCUUUCCACUUCAACGGCACCUCUUUUGGGUUCGUCAACUGCCACCUGACCUCCGGCAGCGAGAAAACCCUCAGGAGGAACCAGAAUCUUCAGGACAUCCUGAGGCUGCUGUCCCUGGGCGACAGGCAGCUGAGCUACUUUGACAUCAGCCUGCGGUUCACUCACCUCUUCUGGUUUGGAGAUCUCAACUAUCGCCUGGACCUGGACGUGCAGGAGAUCCUGAGGCAUGUGGCCAAGAGGGAGUUUGAGGAGCUGUUGUGUGCUGAUCAGCUGACCCGCGAGCGCCACAAGAGGAAGGCCUUCCUGCACUUCAACGAAGAAGAGAUUGCGUUUCCACCCACCUAUCGGUACGAACGGGGCUCCCGGGACUGCUACCUGUGGCAGAAGUACAAGUCUACUGGGGUUCGGAUCAACGUGCCCUCGUGGUGUGACCGUGUGCUCUGGAAAUCCUACCCAGAAACACACAUCAAGUGCACCUCCUACGGCUGUACUGAUGAUGUCAUUACCAGUGACCACUCCCCCGUCUUCGCAACAUUCCAAGUAGGAGUGACAUCACAGUUCGUCUCCAAGAAAGAUCUUGGUUCCAGUACUGAACAGGCCUGGAUUGAGCUGGAAGGCAUUGAGGCCAUCGUGAAGACAUCCAGCAAAGCCAAGUUCUUCAUUGAGUUUCAUUCCUACUGCCUGGAAGAUCUCCACCGCUCCAGCGAAAACGACACUCAGAGCUGUGAGGUGUCUGGAUUCCUGAAGCUCGGCUGGUCUUCCAAACAGCUGCCCAAGCUCAUCCCACUCCUCUCGGACAUGGAGUACCUGCAGGACCAGCACCUGCUGCUCUCCGUCAAGUCCUGCGAUGGCUUUGAGUCUUACGGUGAGUGCUGCAUUGCGCUGCGCUCGCUCAUUGGCAGCACGGCGGAGCAGUUUGAGACCUUCCUGACUCACCGCGGAGAGGAGAUGGGCUCCAUUCGGGGAAGGGUCAGAGUUCACGUUCCUAAGGACCGACUCCGCACAAGGGAGAGGAUUUAUGAGUGGUUUUGUUUUGAGAAGGACGAGAAGGGGGAGGUCAGAGGUCGACUGUCGCCUCCGAAGACCCACACUCCCAGCUUGCGUGAGCCGGCCUCCUCUGGUGGGGCUCCCAGCAGCUACACCAACCCUGCCUACUUCAUCUUCGAAGGGCUCCCCGCCUUGAGGAAGGUGGAAGAAGACCAGCUGCUCUCCGAGAGAGAGCCGCAGGCGGUGUGGUGCAGGAACUCUGUCCUGCAGCUGCCCAGAGUGUCAGUAGGAGCCAGUCUUGAUGGCAAAGCCCCGCGCAGAUCCAACUUUGCCGAGAUCGAAAUCCCGGGGUGCCUCCCCUAUUAUAAACCCCCCCGAGAGCACCAGCCCCAGACCCCCUCCUCCUAUCAGCUCUUCCCUGCCAAGGACAAGCCCGCACUGGCUUCUCCAGCAAAACCCACCCCAAACCCAAACACCCACGUCUACAAGGACCACUCCCUGUAUGAAGGCUACGGCGGCAAUGACUCACCCCUCUCCCACGAGCAGAGGAAACACUCCUACACGAGCCAUGCCAUGUGGACGAAGGGCCAGCCAGCUCUGCCCGGGGACAGUACGGAUCAGUCCAGACUGCAUCGGGGACCAGCCUCCUCCGCGCACCGGCCCCCCUCGAUCUAUUCGCUCGUGCCCCCGACACAGUCCAGAUCUCCAGCUCUUGCACCCUGGAUUGCUGGGCUCCAGACCCGCCCUUCUGGAGACCACUCCCUCACCGCCCUGCAGAUCGCCAAGUCGCUGAGCGAGGUGGACUUCCAGCCAACGGGGAGCGAGUACUCUGUGCCCAGGAGUCAAGGGAUGAAUCCUAAUUACAACAUUCCCAGAUCCUCGAGGAGUGGCAAGCACGGCUGCUUCUGGGAAAAAGAGGCGGUGGAAGCACGCGGAGCUCCUGAGACGCUCCGGGAGCUGCUCAGUGCCCUGGGCCUGCAGCGCUACCUGCUGGGCCUUAGUCUGAAUGGCUGGGAUGACCUGGAGGCUCUGAGUGGCAUCACCGACGAAGACCUGCAUGCUGCCGGCGUGAUCAAUCGCUCUCAUCGGAGGCGGAUCUUGGAGAACCUGCCAAAAAUCUGGGACUGAUUGGAAUGGGGCAGAUUGAAGUCCCACAGAACUGGAAGGAAUAACAUAACCAGGAGACUCCUGCUGUUUUUUUUCAUUGCCAGGCAUGGAUCUUUCCUGGUUUGAAGGAGAUUAAGACCUAUGACUUCACCAGCAAUACCAGAGACUGGACACCUGACAGUUCACUGGUGAUAUGUUUGCAGCCUGAAGGACUGGAGAAAUCUCCUCUUACAAUCAAACCAUUUUCUUUGAGUCUCUCAUACAGUGAGUCUCAAAAUGAAUCAUUCAAAUGCAGUGCUGGUUUUGGUUUUAAAACAGGACUGAUAAAAUUCUAAUGCGUGCUUGCUUGCUUUAUUUUUA